This is a messenger RNA of Aspergillus steynii IBT 23096, 1419 nucleotides long. RefSeq lists its product as uncharacterized. The transcript has 2 exons. The record is from RefSeq and is a predicted model, not a curated record. The coding region runs from base 1 to 1419 and encodes 472 amino acids. Lineage: Eukaryota; Fungi; Ascomycota; Eurotiomycetes; Eurotiales; Aspergillaceae.
AUGAAUGUCUGGUCUGGAGCCCUUGUGCUAGACAGCGAGUCCCAACUCCCAGGUCUACAGCUCAUCGACCGAUCUUCCAGUUGGCAAUCGGAUUUUUCAAGGGAUUGCACCCUCAGUUUCCGAUGUUUUGUAAAUCCCGCGUUAAUACCACUAUAUGCGAGAGUUGGCCCGAGCCUAGAAUUGCAUACGACUGACCUUCAAACGUCCCAAUGGCUGAAAGGAAAGCUUCUAGGCGGAGUCUGGCUAGAGGAGGAGGAUUUGGAUAAAUUUCAAGCUGUCCAGUGUCCUGUAGGUUUCCUUGUCAGUAUCGGUAGCAGUGCACACGCGAAAGCUUCAGCGUCGACCACGACGGAUCUACUGGUUCACGGCGCCUUAUCAAGCUCGGCAUCAUUCGGGCGACCUCCAACUCCGCCUGGAUCAUCCUCCCCAGCCUCUCGUGAACCAGCUCCCUCGAUCAUUCGACAGGAGCUGCGGAUCUAUGCCACGCCGCUGUCCGCCUCUCUCGUCUCCAAAGCACAAUGUCUUCCGUCUCCGGAUCAGACGGGGGUGUUGGCUGGAGACGGGCGAUCAGCUGAAUUUCUUCCUGACAUCCGAUCCCCAAGCCCUAAACGCAAGCGAGUUGCAACCCUUUUUGAAACGGUUGCGCAACACCACCGACAGGUACGACAGAAGGGUGGCCAGGCCGUGUCCCAAUUGAUGGCGCACUCGGUCUCCCAGUCUUCUCAACAACCACACACCCGUCGAGUUAAAGAGGAGUCUGAAGAAACCAAUGGUCUAGCGUUGGAUCGCAUCGCAUCGCAGCGGUCACGUUCCCUCUCGGUCGGGACGAAUCUGCUCGCUGGCAAGCCUUUGGAGCCUCGGGCGGAACAUCUUCGACCAAGCAGUAACCGGAGCCACGCGCGUGAAUUCCCUUCGCGGAGGAAUACGCCAAAUCCGUUUGUCGAGUCCAUCGCCAAAGAAAAGAGAGACUCGUCGCCGGCAUUGCUAUCUUUUGAAGGGAAACGGAAACCUUUGUCGAUUCCAAAGAAUGCCGAGGCCAUCAUUUUGGACAACAAGAAUACCAUCACACGCACUAUUCUAACAUGUAUGCGGUUAUACGGAUACAACCGGGCCUCAUCCCGCUUUGGGGCCUCGAGCAAAAACGCCCCGGAGACGAUUACUUCCCAUAGAGAAGACAGGGAUUCUCGGUUGACCACGGAUGGCAUUCCAUUGCCCACGUCCGCCCCUGGUACGGACGAAGAUGAAUUCAAGGCAAUGUACCAUGCGACCUACCGCGCCUCCACCUUUGCACUGCGAAAAUACCUGAAAGAACCACUCCCCGAUGGCGACCAGUCGAAGAUCUUGCCGUCGUUGUUGGACAAGGGGAAGGCGAUGAACUAUAUCGAUGAAUUCCUGCGACUGUUCUGCGAGGAAAACUAA